This is a messenger RNA of Mixia osmundae IAM 14324, 612 nucleotides long. RefSeq lists its product as uncharacterized. Gene Ontology annotation, cellular component: cytosolic large ribosomal subunit; ribosome. Lineage: Eukaryota; Fungi; Basidiomycota; Mixiomycetes; Mixiales; Mixiaceae. The record is from RefSeq and is a predicted model, not a curated record. Gene Ontology annotation, biological process: translation; ribosomal large subunit assembly. The transcript is spliced from 3 exons. The coding region runs from base 1 to 612 and encodes 203 amino acids. Gene Ontology annotation, molecular function: structural constituent of ribosome.
AUGGCACCAGCAAAGACAGGCAAGGGCAAGAGCUCUGCGUCCAAGGAUGCGGCCAAACCCGAGGUGGCCAAGGCCAAGACGGCGAAGAAGGCUGUCCUGAAGGGCAACCACUCGCACACGCUGCGAAAGAUCAGAACCUCUGUCUCCUUCCAUCGACCCAAGACGCUGAGACUAGCCCGAAAGCCGACGUACCAGCGCAAGGCGGUGACGCACCUGCCGAGAAUGGAUCAGUACAGAUGCAUCAUCCACCCGCUCGCAACCGAGUCGGCCAUGAAGAAGAUUGAGGACCACAACACGCUCGUCUUCAUCGUCGACAUCAAGGCGAACAAGUACCAGAUCAAGGAUGCCGUCAAGAAGCUCUACCAGGUCGAUGCGCUGAAGAUCAACACCCUCAUCAGACCGGAUGGCAAGAAGAAGGCCUUUGUGCGGCUCAACCCAGAUGUCGACGCUCUCGAGGUCGCCAACAAGGUCGAUUGGCUUCAUCUGAGGAGUGGGAGGUAUCGCAUUGCUGGGCAUUGGUCUCGGCUGUAUUCUAGCAUGGCAGGAUCGAUGCAGAUCAUGUUUGCAGGACGGCCUUCCUCAGCAGAGAGAGAAAGCAGAUACAGAACAUGA